Molecule: messenger RNA, 3251 nt
Organism: Phascolarctos cinereus (koala)
Lineage: Eukaryota; Metazoa; Chordata; Mammalia; Diprotodontia; Phascolarctidae
Gene: COPS3
Product: COP9 signalosome subunit 3
Biological process (GO): ubiquitin-dependent protein catabolic process
Cellular component (GO): COP9 signalosome
Source: RefSeq, a predicted model, not a curated record
CCUCCUCGGCGGAAGUGACGGCAAGCGGGAGUUCCUGAGGGGCUCCCCCCACCACGGUCAAUCGCUGCUAGUCCACAGAGCUCCAACCUUUUCCCGCCCGAGGAGCUGCCGCCGCCUGGGCCUCCCUCUGCCCUUUCCCCCCGUCUCCCCAUUCCCUUCCUCCCCGGGAUGAACAUGGCGUCCGCCCUGGAGCAGUUCGUGAACAGCGUCCGGCAGCUCUCCGCUCAAGGGCAAAUGACUCAACUUUGUGAAUUGAUAAACAAAAGUGGAGAACUUCUAGCAAAAAAUUUAUCCCAUCUUGAUACAGUGCUUGGUGCUUUGGAUGUACAAGAGCAUUCCUUGGGGGUCCUUGCAGUUCUGUUUGUGAAGUUUUCUAUGCCCAGUGUACCUGACUUCGAAACAUUAUUCUCACAGGUUCAGCUUUUUAUCAGCACUUGUAAUGGGGAACAUAUUAGAUAUGCAACAGACACUUUUGCUGGUCUUUGCCACCAGUUAACAAAUGCUCUCGUGGAAAGAAAACAGCCCCUGCGAGGAAUUGGUAUCCUCAGACAAGCCAUAGACAAGAUGCAGAUGAAUACGAACCAGCUGACCUCAAUACAUGCAGAUCUCUGCCAGCUUUGUUUGUUGGCAAAAUGCUUUAAGCCUGCCUUACCCUAUCUGGAUGUGGAUAUGAUGGACAUUUGUAAAGAGAAUGGGGCUUAUGAUGCAAAGCACUUUUUAUGUUACUACUACUAUGGUGGAAUGAUCUACACGGGGCUAAAGAACUUUGAAAGAGCACUCUACUUUUAUGAACAGGCCAUAACUACUCCUGCCAUGGCAGUCAGUCAUAUUAUGUUGGAAUCUUAUAAGAAGUAUAUUCUAGUUUCUUUGAUAUUACUGGGCAAAGUUCAACAGCUGCCAAAAUACACUUCUCAGAUUGUUGGUAGAUUCAUUAAGCCCCUUAGCAAUGCUUACCAUGAAUUAGCACAAGUUUAUUCAACCAAUAAUCCAUCAGAACUCCGAAAUCUGGUAAACAAACAUAGUGAAACUUUCACUAGAGAUAACAAUAUGGGGCUGGUUAAGCAGUGUUUGUCUUCUCUUUAUAAGAAGAACAUUCAAAGGCUAACAAAGACAUUUUUAACAUUGUCAUUACAAGAUAUGGCAAGUCGUGUACAGUUGUCAGGACCUCAGGAGGCAGAAAAAUAUGUCCUUCACAUGAUAGAAGACGGUGAAAUUUUUGCAAGUAUUAAUCAAAAGGAUGGUAUGGUCAGUUUCCAUGAUAAUCCUGAAAAAUAUAACAAUCCUGCUAUGCUUCAUAACAUUGAUCAGGAGAUGCUGAAGUGUAUAGAGCUUGAUGAGCGGCUCAAGGCCAUGGAUCAAGAAAUCACAGUGAAUCCUCAGUUUGUGCAAAAGAGUAUGGGCUCACAAGAAGACGAUUCAGGAAGCAAGCCAUCCAGUUAUUCUUGAAAUUAACAUUUUCUGUGCUUUAAACUGAAAGAACCACCACUUUUGCCAUUGGAAAAUAUGAGAAUGGCAGGGAGGACUGAGACUGUUUUAUCUGGACAUUAAGAAAUUAAAUUUUGUUUUGACAUCUUUAGUCCUAUAUACUUUCAAAAGUUUUCUCUCUGCAAAGAAAGGAAAAGAUCUCAAACUUUUAAAGUCUCUUGUGGAUUUAUUUAUCUUCAGAUUAACAUCAUUAAUGCAUUAAAUAAUCUACCUUUUGUUUUAAAUGGCUUGAAUGUUGCUGUGUUCCUGUAGCACUUUUUUUCCCCUUCUGGAAACAAUUUUCUUCUGUGAGAAACAGGGACACAAGAGUACUAGUUAACUAUUUGAAAGCUUUUUUGGCUCCUUAAAGUCAAUGAUAGUUUGGUUUUACAAAAAAAAAGGGGGGGGUGGAAGGGAGAUUACUUGAAGGGCAAGAGCUAUUUAAGACUUUAUGGAGUUUGUAGACUUGGACAUUGCCUAUUAGAUUUGGCAAAAUUAGUUUUUAGUUUUCAGAGGAACCAAAAUAUUUACACAGUCUGCUGGUACUGAUGUAGAAUUGAGAAUUAAAGGGAUGCUAUCAAAAGUUUUUAAGCACUUUCCAAAAUAAUGGUGCAUGCAAUACCCUUUUAUAGUCUUGAACAUAACUUUUUUUUUCCUCUGCCCAUUUUAGUCUCUUCAUUUGGUAUGCACCGGAUUUGUUUUCUGCUCUUACUCCUUGUUAGUAGCAUUUUCAAUUAAGUUGCAAUUAGCAUGAUUUUGUUUUGAUUACUCAGUGAAUCUCAUUCCCAGAGUUCUGAGAUUAACUUGGCUACCAGUUGCUCUGAGUUCACCCUACAAUGUUUUAGGGCCUAUAUAAAUUAUAACUUUUGAAUUUUGCUAUAAUGAAAAGUUUCAGAUAAAAAAAACAUCAAAAUUGCUUUGAUCUCAAACUAAAAGUAUGUUUUUUCUAACAACAUUCAGUUUUUUAAAAUGUUGACAUGCUUUCGUGUGCCUUUUUUAGUGUAAGGUGUUAGCAAAUCAGGUUUUCAUUUUUUAAAACUCAUGAGCCUCAUUGUCAUUACCCAUAUUAUAGAUUAAAUGUAGGCCAUUACUUGCAAUGAAGGAUUUUGUAAAGCGUCAGCCCUUUUUUAGUAUUUCUCAUUUCUGCUUUUGCUUCAUUGUUUUUUAACCAGGUUGUGCUUUUGUGCUCCUUUAGCUGAAGUGUCUUAAAUUUAUAGUUCUGAAAUGGACUUAAAUUACUGACUUAUUUGUGAUGGAAAUAAUGAUGCCCUGUUGUUGAAAGUCAGUUAUUGAGAAGGGACAAAAUCUAAAGUAUUUUCUUUAUGUGUUUGGAACCCCUGAACAUAAGUAAAGUUAAGCAAUUCAUAAUGAAACACUCUACAUCUCAAAGAAACUUUGCAUUAUUAUAGAGCACUGGACUGGUUUUUAGGAGAUCUGGGGUCUAGUCCAGGUUCUGACCGUAACCAGUUGUGUGGCUUUGGACAAGGCAUCGAUUUCCCCAGGGCCUCUUUUUUCUCAUCUGUAAAAUGAGGAGGUUGGAUUAAAUCUCUAAGAUCCCUUGCAACUCUGAAUUCUAUGACUUUAUAAGAUUAGCACUGUCAUAAUCCAAGACUCAGUUUUUGGAAACAAAAGUAAAGGAAAAAAAUACCUGCUCAGAUGUUAAAGAAAUAUCACUCUUAAUAGUUUCCAGUGUUUCCAUUCCUGCCUAUAGGAGGUACUUAUGCCUUGGCUCAGUAUGGUCUUUGGCUUCUUCCAGUCAUGAGAGAAAAAUAAACUAUUGAAAUAUA